AUGAGUUUGAUGCCACCGCCAUGCAGCUCCUCCUCCUCCCUCCUCCUCCUCCUAGCCUUGACCGCCACAUCCACCGUCACCGCCCGCGCCCCCCCGACACAGGAUAGCGUCAGCAUAACCCCCCGAGACGCCUACGCCGCCUCGUACGCCGCCCCCGCCGUCAUCCCCGGCACUCUCCUCCUCCGCCGCACCCCCGGCCCUGCACCCGCCCCCGCACGGUCACGCAGCCCUUCCCGCCCAGGCUCUCGCGGCAGCACGCGCAGCAAGGCCAGCAAUGGCAGCAGAGGCAGAACAGCCAACAGGGCCAGCCCCCGCAGAACGCCCAGCAGGGCCAGCAACGGCAGCAGAGGCAGAACGCGCAGCAACGGCAGCGGCCCUAAUGGGAGCCAACGCAGUGCCUCGCGGCGCGCCGGCUCAAAGAGCGCGCGGAGGCCGAGGGACUUGGCCAGGCAGCCAAGGGUGAAGACCACGAGAGGGGGAGCGGGGAGUAAAGCGCCGCCGGGCGAGCCCAUCGGCAGGGUCCCUAGGGUGAGAAAAGGGGUAGCGGGGAUUACGGGGCCGUCGCGAUCGCCGUCGCCACCGCCGCCGCAGAGCUUGCGCCAGCGACCUCAAAGGUGA
This is a messenger RNA of Morchella importuna, 618 nucleotides long. RefSeq lists its product as uncharacterized. Lineage: Eukaryota; Fungi; Ascomycota; Pezizomycetes; Pezizales; Morchellaceae. The transcript has 2 exons. The record is from RefSeq and is a predicted model, not a curated record. The coding region runs from base 1 to 618 and encodes 205 amino acids.